Aspergillus campestris IBT 28561 is the source of this 293-nucleotide messenger RNA. RefSeq lists its product as uncharacterized. The record is from RefSeq and is a predicted model, not a curated record. NCBI's taxonomy places the organism in Eukaryota, Fungi, Ascomycota, Eurotiomycetes, Eurotiales, Aspergillaceae. The transcript has 2 exons. The coding region runs from base 50 to 223 and encodes 57 amino acids.
UGGAGAUAGCACCCAAUUCCAUGAGGUCAAGGUUACAUAUGACUACCAAAUGAGAUUUAAUCGACGUCAUCAACUUCGCAUCCAAUAUUGUUCUGGACGGCGGUAUAAUCUCGCCUUAUAUAUAUUGCGUACAAUGGCCGUGUGGGGAACAAAGAUAAUGUCAACGACGCCAACCACAAUGACAAGUUACUCGUCCACGGUUCACCAUCCACCUACGGUGUAAUCAACCCAGAACCCCCUAAAGAUCACUGAGAGUGUAUAGGGGUAUCGUCCAAUCAACCUCCAACGAGAGU